Mauremys mutica (yellowpond turtle) is the source of this 2324-nucleotide messenger RNA. RefSeq names its product cytochrome b5 reductase 4. Gene Ontology annotation, biological process: superoxide metabolic process; generation of precursor metabolites and energy. The transcript has 17 exons. Gene Ontology annotation, cellular component: endoplasmic reticulum. Gene Ontology annotation, molecular function: heme binding; oxidoreductase activity. NCBI's taxonomy places the organism in Eukaryota, Metazoa, Chordata, Testudines, Geoemydidae. The record is from RefSeq and is a predicted model, not a curated record. The coding region runs from base 61 to 1737 and encodes 558 amino acids.
CGGGGAGCGACGCCGGGGUGCGUGCGUGCGGCGGGCGGCCGCGGAGCGGAGCGGGGCAGGAUGCUGAACGUCCCGGCGCCGGCCUUCCCCGCCUCCGGCUCCCAGCAGCGGGCGGCCGCUGGGGGGCGCAGCAAGGUCCCUUUAAAACCAGGCAGAAGUCUUAUGGAUUGGAUUCGACUAACUAAAAGUGGAAAAGACUUAACUGGAUUGAAAGGACGAUUAAUUGAAGUGACUGAAGAAGAGCUUGCUAAACACAGUAAAAAAGAUGAUUGCUGGAUAUGUAUAAGAGGGCUUGUGUAUAAUGUCACUCCAUAUAUGGAGUAUCACCCUGGUGGUGACGAUGAGCUAAUGCGAGCAGCAGGAGCAGAUGGCACAGAUCUCUUUGAUCAGGUUCAUCGUUGGGUCAAUUAUGAAUCCAUGUUGAAGGAAUGCCUUGUUGGAAGAAUGGCACUCAAACCUCUUGCUGCUACUACAGAGACUUGCUGCGCUUUACCUGAAGAGAAGAAACUCUUAAAUGGCAUGCUUCCUAAAAAUAAAGUAUUGGAUACUUCUUCCAAAGAUUUAACUCCAAGUUAUGAUUGGUUCCAAACCGAUUAUUUGGUCACUGUUGUCAUAUAUACUAAACAAAAGGGCAUGAAUUCAGAAAUGGUGAUCGUUGACCAUCAAGAUGGUAGUCUGAGAGUAGACAGCAUUCUGAGGGAUUAUUCAUAUCUCUUGCAUAUUGAGCUGAGUUAUGCAGUUCAAGAGGACAUUACUGUACACAUUGCUGAAAAAGUGGGAAAGGUGGAGAUUGUCCUGAAGAAAAAAGAUAAUAUUCCUUGGAGUAAACUGGGACAGCCACUCAACAGUCAUAAUUCAUUUAUCAAGUGCACAGACAGAGCAUUGCUGGUGUGUUCCAGUGCAAGAGACCAUAUUGCUUCAAAUGUUUCCAUACUAUCAUAUAACUUGAAUGAGAGAUCCUGUUUUUGGAUGCAAGGUUACUCAGGGCUGUACUACAGAAAGUGCAAACUGAUUUCUAAAACAGAAGUCACCCAUGACACCAAACUUUUCUGCUUAAUGCUGCCCCAGAGUACUCAUCUCCAGGUUCCUGUUGGGCAUCACGUUUACCUCAAACAAAUUAUUGCAGGUACUGAGAUAGUGAAGCCAUAUACACCUGUAUCUUGUUCUUUGAAAUCUGAUUUCAAAGAACCAUCUCACCAUGAUAGUACACACCUAAUUUUAAUGAUCAAAAUUUAUCCCAGUGGACUUUUCACAUCAGAACUUGACCAUCUGCAAAUUGGAGACUAUAUUUCCGUGAGCAAUUCUGAAGGUAGCUUCAAGAAGUCGCAAGUUCAAACUUUAGAAGAUCUCUUUUUAUUGGCAGCAGGCACAGGCUUCACACCAAUGGUUAAACUACUGAACUAUGUUCUGACUAAUGUUUGUAGUCUGAGGACAGUGAAGUUGAUGUUCUUCAACAAAACAGAAGAUGACAUACUUUGGAGAAACCAGCUGGAGCAGUUAGCCCUGAAAGAUAAAAGGUUUGAGGUUCAAUUUAUUCUCUCAGAGCCAAAAAAAGAAGGGACUGGCAAACAGGGAAAAAUUUCUUCAUCUCUCCUUUCUGAGUUUGUGAAAAGAAGCAAAAAAGACUCCAAAGUACUUAUUUGUGUCUGCGGUCCAGUACCUUUCACAGAGCAAGGAAUACAGUUUCUGCAGGAUCUUGGAUAUUCCAAAGAAGAGGUCCAUAGUUUUACUGCAUAAAACAAUAUGAGGAUAUGACUGUUUAAUUCAUCAAUCUUCUUUAUUUACAUUCAUAAAUAAGUUUAAAUUCUUAAAAAAAAAAAUAUUUUGUAUGCAUUAAAAUUUGACUCUUGGUAUCAAAAUAUUUCUUGAAUAGUAUAUGCAUUUGGGGUAAAGGAAUUUUAUACUGUUUUCUUGCUUUUGUAUUUUUGCUAAUACUUACAGUUUAGCUAGGAUAUUAAUUUAUUGCAGAGGCAAGUAAAUGUGAACAGUGCAUAUUAGAUAUUUAGUUUUGUUAGCCUAGAACUCUUUCCUCAUAGCUCUGAUUUAUUACCAUCCUAAGUGCUGAUUAUAUAGAUUUUUACUUGAAACACUUUUCUUUACUGUAAAAUGUCUUAGCAAUACUGUCUGAAUUUAUAUAUUGCACUGUUAACUCAGGUAAAUGAUCACCUACACUAUGUUUUUAUUGGUAUCAUGAAACUGUGUUUUACUUUUAAGUGAUCAAAACAUGUUCUUGUCCUUGUACAUAAUAUUGAUAAAUAAGGUGCUCAUAUGUAUGGCAAACUGUGAGUAAAGAUGCACUAAGUAAUAAAAAGGUAAAUAUUGGA